GAAAAUAUGAGACAUUUGAUAUCCUUCAUAUCGUAAUAAAAAGCGGUGUGUUCUGGUACGAAAUCAUAUCUUCACUAAGAAGGCAACAAAAUGAAUAUGUCAGUGCUUCAACUCUUGCUUGUCGUCGGACUCUUCGUCCUCUUCGGGGCUGUGGACGCGGAUGUAAGAUACACCAGAACCAAAGCCGAUGGUUACUAUGACACCAAAGCCGAUGGUUACUACGAUGGUUACUAUGACGCCAAAGCCGAUGGUUACUACGAUGGUUACUAUGACACCAAAGCCGAUGGUUACUACGAUGGUUACUAUGACACCAAAGCCGAUGGUUACUACGACACCAAAGCCGAUGGUUACUACGAUGGUUACUAUGACAACAAAGCCGAUGGUUACUAUGACACCAAAGCCGAUGGUUACUACGAUGGUUACUAUGACAACAAAGCCGAUGGUUACUAUGACACCAAAGCCGAUGGUUACUAUGACACCAAAGCCGAUGGUUACUACUAAAGAAAUCGAACAGUACUGAUUUUUAAAAUAAAUAAUUAAUAUGCAUGCACAUGA
Ciona intestinalis (vase tunicate) is the source of this 555-nucleotide messenger RNA. NCBI's taxonomy places the organism in Eukaryota, Metazoa, Chordata, Ascidiacea, Phlebobranchia, Cionidae. The record is from RefSeq and is a predicted model, not a curated record.